This is a messenger RNA of Osmerus eperlanus (European smelt), 2571 nucleotides long. Its product is annotated as interleukin-1 receptor-like 1. NCBI's taxonomy places the organism in Eukaryota, Metazoa, Chordata, Actinopteri, Osmeriformes, Osmeridae. Gene Ontology annotation, molecular function: interleukin-1 receptor activity. Gene Ontology annotation, biological process: signal transduction. The coding region runs from base 349 to 2184 and encodes 611 amino acids. The transcript is spliced from 12 exons. The record is from RefSeq and is a predicted model, not a curated record.
ACAUAGAUCUCCUUGACUAAAAUUAUUUUUGUUCCGAAGAAAACACUGCUAUGGGGAAAUGCUAAUUUAGCGAGUGUAUUUAUUCCUCUGUAUUUAUUUUUGGAUACUAAUAUGAACUUGAAUAAACGAAAAGAGAAGUAGGUCUAACGGGAGGGCCUCCUGCUUGGCCAGCUUGCAGUCUGUGAGUUGUGACGUGGCUGUCCUCUCAUUGGUCAAACCGCUUUCCAGUAUUUUCUGGUGCCUGGCUAGCCUGGCUUCAUCUUCAGAUGCCUGGAGUGGUCAGAAGCGACUGCCUCUCCCUCUGGCCGUCCCUCCGUCACUGCUCCUGGGCCUCUGCUGUUUCUAGACAUGGGUUGGCUCCAGAACUUUCUCCUCUUCUCAGCCCUCAGCCUCAUCAACAGCUCCUCAGCAGCAGGUGAGGGCUGUAAGGAGUAUGGCCUGCAGUUUGAGCGGUCAUUCUCAGUCGUAGGGGAGGCUGCCAUGUUGAACUGCACCCUGGUAGCCCCUGAGGUGUUUGACUUUUGGAAUGUCUCCUACAACAUCCACUGGUACAGCGAGGAGACACUGGAGCUGGGCCAGGCUACAGAACGUACUCUGGUGAGGGGCACCACUCUGUGGUUCCUCAAUGCUUCGCUGCAGGACACAGGAAAAUACUUGUGUGUUGUGAGAACUCCAACCCAGUGUUUCUCUCUGACCACCUCACUGAUCGUGAACCAAACCAACUCACACUGUGACCAUCCAUAUAAAUUUCCUCUGACCCUGACCAACUUGGUCAAUGACAAACUGGUCUGUCCAAUGAAGGACCAGUUAAAUGAAAUAGGAGAUUUCUACUCCAUCCAGUGGUACAAGGCGAUGCCUGAGGGCUGUGAGCUCAUUGAAAACAAAAAAAAGUAUACCUACAUUCGUGGGGGCCAGGAUCUGAUGCUGGCAGGGGUCCGACCCGAGGACAGAGGCUUCUACACCUGCACCGUCACCUUUGACCUUGGUGGGGUGCGCAGAAGCAUGUCAGCUACCAUCGAUUGUGGGGUGAAAGAGGAAUAUGUCCUACUUCCUCGAAUAGUGGAGCCUGUUAACGAGGUGGUCAAGGCAGAGUUGGGCUCGUCCUUCAGCAAGGUGUGUUAUGUAUUUGUGCCGUGUGUGGGGAAACAUUCUGUGGAUGUGUAUUGGCUAGACAAGGUUGCUGACGAAUACUUCGACAAUAACGCCAACAACAGAGUCUACCACCAAACACAGCCGGACCAGAGACAGGUUGACGGGGAAAAAGGGGUGUGGCUGAAUCACCUGCUGACAUUCUCUGAAGUGAAGCAGGAAGACUUCUAUGUCAACUACUCAUGUGAAGUCUACAGUUACCGUGGUAGUGUGGAGGCACAGUUUACACUCCUACCCGCAGAUCCCAACCUGAUGCUUCCUGUCGGCCUGCUGUUAGGCUGCCUGGCUCUGAACUUCACUGCUGCUGUGGUCUUCUACUACCUGUUCAAGAUCCACAUUGUGCUCUGCUUCCGGGGAGUCUUCCCUUUCCUCUACAAAAGCCCAGAUGCUGAUGGGAAGCUGUACGACGCCUAUGUGGCGUAUCCUCGGCUGCUCCCUGGAGACAGAGCCAACAAGGAGGUGGAGGGGUUUGCCCUCCACACGAUGCCCCAGGUGCUGGAGGGGAAGUGUGGCUACAAACUCUUCAUACCGGGGCGAGACAACCUACCAGGGGAGGCUGUGGUAGACUUGGUGGAGGAGAGGAUACGGGCCAGCCGGCGUCUCCUGCUUCUCUAUUCCGCCUCUGCAUUCAGCAGCAGUGAUGUCAGCGCUGUCUCUGAGGCGUGGCAGCAUUGGUACGAGCGAGAGACGGCCAUGCACCACGCCCUGCUGGAGGGCAGUCUGCGUGUGGUGCUGCUGGAGCUGGAGGAGCUCCACCCCGCCCAACUGGCCGUCCUCCCACCCUCGCUACGCCAGCUACGGAAGAAGCAGGGCGUCGUUCGUGUCCGUAAGAACCACACGGCCCGCAGGACCACCAGGAGGCCGGGGGGGUGGAGUCUGGCAAGUGGGGAGGAGGCGCGGCAGGAGGGGGUGCAAGGCCUGGUAACACCCCCUCUGUGUCCGUCGUCACGGUUUUGGAAGGAGCUGAGGUAUCACAUGCCAGUCAGGGGCAAGAGGAUGCCAUGUUCUGAAAGGAAAACACUGGGGAACGUGUAAAUCUCUGUAAAAAGACUGUAAUGUAAAAAGAAAUAUGGAUGGAUUGGUGAACGGAGGGAUAAAGGAAUUAAUUAAUGGAUGGAUAAAUGGGCAUUCAGACAGCCUUUCACCCUGUAGAUUCCUGGACUACCAAUUACUAAAUCUGUAUUGGAUAUCAGUCACAAACCUGUAGGCCUACUUUCUUCCCUAGAGAAGGACUGUAGACUCUCAGCUGCAUGGUUGCUGGGUGUUAUGACUUUCUGCAUCAUAGACUGUCAAUGACAGGUGGUGUCAAUAUAAGUGUCCACACAAUAGAUCUGUAACACACACUCUACCACUGUAGUGCAUCUCUACUGUUGUAAAUAAGGUUAAGCAACAGUUAUGUAAUAAAGACUGUACAUAGAUUCA